This is a messenger RNA of Drosophila hydei, 4036 nucleotides long. RefSeq names its product protein dispatched (gene disp). Lineage: Eukaryota; Metazoa; Arthropoda; Insecta; Diptera; Drosophilidae. The record is from RefSeq and is a predicted model, not a curated record. The transcript is spliced from 7 exons. Gene Ontology annotation, cellular component: membrane.
AGUGCAUUUUGCUUGUGUUUUGCGCAUUUUUUGCAUUCGCAUUCUUUUAUUAAUUUCAAUUUAAUUUCUCAGCCAGGGAUUUAUUUCGCGGGCGUUUAAGAAAAUGUUAAAAAACCAACUGCACUUUCGUCUAACAAAAUCUUGCUUAGACCCACAAAUAAAUUGAAAUUUUUCAAUGCAUACCCAGACAGUAUCUAUAACAUAAACAACAACAAUAGGACUACCCUUAAGACAUCCGUCAUCACGCCAUAAACUCAAGGUUAAUUAAGACUCCACAUGUUGCAACUGUAACUGACACUAAAGUAAACAAGAUGCAGAUACUAUAAGUGCUUCAAUUUUGUAAAUAUUGUCGAGCUUACGCGGUUGUCUUUUACUCGGCAUGCUGUGCUUCGACUCAGAAAAGAUGAACUGGUAUUAUCAUGUACUGGCACGUCGACCAUAUCUGGUGGUUGUCUCAAUCGCCGUUUAUUGCGUGGCCUGCAUUAUAGUGGCAUUCAUACUAAAUGACCUGCCAGAUUUUAGUGACCCAACCUUGGGCUUUGAGACGCGAGGCACUGAAAUUGGAAAACGACUAACUGCUUGGCAUAAUCUGAAUCAAGAGAUUGACGGCAAUGGUAUUUUAUUCUCAAAUCCUACGGAUCUCCUGCAAAAGAUUCAAUAUGAAAAGACAAGAGGUGUGCCAAGGCAUCAGCAUCCAAAUCACAGGCGGCAUAAAAAUCAACGCCGAAAAGAUAAAAAUAAGCGUCGUAAAGAACAGCAGAAAAAGAACGAACACGACGAUGUAACAUACAAAAUGAUGCUCAUCAACAAGCGCCUAAAAGCAACCAAAAGUCCGGAAGACGAUAAAUGGAUGGGUGAUAGUGGAGUGUUUCGGGAUUUCGAGGUGACUAACGAUAGCAGCCCCUCUUUGCUGGAGCCAACUAGACAGAGCGAGCCAAUUGAAUAUGGGCACAAUACUACUUUCGUUGAUGAGGAUGAACAUCGUGAGCGCAUCCAAACCAAGAAGAGUACAUGGCGUAUGCUAAAGCAGGCCUCAUUACCCAACGACGGUUGGUCUAACUCAAGAGCUCCCCAGCCCAUUGAGGGCUUCUUUUGUGAUUCCUCACCGCACAAAGCAUACUCACACUUUGUAGUGAAACGUAUUGGUCCGAAUGCUACAGACUCAUUAUUUGAUAUAAACGGGAUGUUAGCUAUGUGCCAGCUGCAAGAACAAAUUGGUGCUGUGCAAAGUUAUCAGGCAUUCUGUGAACCUGAAAUGCUAACAAACAAUUGCUGCCGGCCUUGGUCACUGCCCAAUUACGCCACACUGCUGGCCAAUAAGAGUUCGUGUUUUGAUCUGACCGCAGAGGAUAUUUCACUACUGCAAUCCCUGCUGCUCAGUUGCUAUGAGUAUUAUCAUUUACUUAAACUAGGCAUUAAUUGUAACGAAUUGAAUCGGUGCUAUGCGCCGGAGGAAUGCACGCGCAAUAAUUUGGUAUUUAAUGUGCUCAACUUUCUCAGCGAUUAUAGCUUCAUUAAGCCAAAUGAAACAACUGUUUAUUUAAAAUACGCAAUGAUUUUUGUGCCUGUUACACGCUCCAAUCGUAUCCUUCCGCUCUUCCAUGAAUGGCAACACGUAUCUCUAAGCAAUGAAUUGGUGGAAGUUGUUGCUAUGGAUUUGGGUUUGGAAAAUGAGCUAUUCAGCGAGUUGUUGUUUACAGACGUUUGGCUUGUAUCUCUGGGUGGACUCUUCGUUAUGGCCUGUGUUUGGUUAUAUACAGGGUCGGCCUUUAUAACAUUGAUGUCAUGUUUUGCCAUUUGUUUCUCGUUGGGAUUGGCAUACUUUGCCUACACAGUGGUUUUUGAGUUUACCUUCUUUCCAUACAUGAAUCUGCUAGCCGUUGUGGUUAUCAUUGGCAUUGGUGCUGAUGAUGUGUUCUUGUUCCUCAAAAUCUGGCAAUGUGUGUUGGCCGAGCGUUUCAGCAAGUGCAGUACAUUAAACACACAAUCAACAUUACCCACGCCUUUAGAGCACAAUGAGCAUACGGAGACAUUGGAGAAUCUAAUGGCGCUGACCAUGCGACAUGCGGCAGCGUCUAUGUUUGUAACCUCUGUAACCACUGCUGGAGCGUUUUAUGCUUCCUACAGUAGCUCCAUAACGGCAAUUAAAUGCUUUGGAAUAUUUGCGGGCACUGUUGUAGUUACCAACUAUUUGCUUAUGAUAACCUGGCUGCCAGCAUCGGUUUCGAUUAUGGAACGCCUGUUUGCUAGCCGUAUGUGCUGCCAGCAACAUUUGUCACAAAAAUUGCUCAACGCCUGUAAGAAGUCAAUUAAUCGAUUUUGCGAAUUGUUUGAAGAGCGCAUUACUCAGAGCAUUAUGAACUACGCAUAUGUAUGGAUUUUUAUCUUUACCGUGCUGGGGGCUUCAAGUGCCAUCAUUGUGUUCUGGUAUCCGGGCCUGCAGCUACCACAAAAACCCAAUUUCCAGUUAUUUGUUUCACACCAUCCAUUUGAGGUUUAUGCAAAGCUGAAGCAUCUGUUUUGGUUUGAGAAGCCUCUACAAGGAGUGGAAAACUUCAACAUGAGCAUGCGCUUCGUUUGGGGCGUGCAAGCGCUGGACGAUGGCGACUAUACGAACCCAAAUUCAUACGGCAACUUACACUAUGACAAUAAUUUUAAUAUAUCUAGCAAACCGGCACAGAUUUGGCUGAGAAACUUUUGCAUAAACAUUCGUCAGCAGCCAUUUUAUCAGGCCACCUUUGGUUUUUUGCUGCCGAAUUGCUUUAUUGAAAACUUCAUAAGAUACAUGGAGCGUAGAUGCAUUGAUGACAUGGAUACAAUGGGAUUGGAUCGAACACCCUGCUGCAACGCACAGUUUCCCUAUGAGCCGCACAUAUUUGAGCAGUGUUUGCCCCAAUGCAUUUCCAAUCUAUGCGAAACCAGAUUUUACCAGCACGGAAAAGCUGGUCCUAAAUUUGCUGCUGCGCCCAGUCGAUCAGAUGAGUACAUUGAGAGCAACAGUAACGAGAGUUUAAGCAUCGAGACUACAUCUGCCCAACUGCUCGUCAAGGCGAUAAUCAUUGAGUUCGAUUCGAACACGGGAUACAGCACCCUCUAUUCGAACAUCAAGUUGUUUUAUGAGACAGUCGAAAAUUGGUUUCAGCAGCAGCUCAGCACGGCUCCCACAGAAUUACGUGGCGGCUGGUUUAUUAGUGAUCUUAAAUUUUACAAUGUGCAAGACACUCUUUCGCAUGACACGAUCACUUCUAUUAUACUGGCCAUGGGCGCUUCUCUUGUGGUCCUGCUAUGUUUCACACUCAAUAUAAUCAUUUCCAUUUACGCUGUCGUAACUGUCUCGCUGACCAUUUUCAAUACUGUGGCUGUACUUAUUUUACUUGGCUGGCAGCUUAACAUACUGGAAAGCAUUGCCGUAUCGACUGCAAUUGGAUUGGCUGUGGAUUUUAGUCUACAUUACGGGAUACACUAUCGUCUCUCGCCCUCUAAGGAGCGCAAUGCAGCCACACAGUUUGUGUUGUCGCGCAUCAUCGGGCCAACGGUGAUGGCAGCGGCUACUACUGGUUUUGCCGGUGGCAUUAUGAUGGCAUCGAAUAUAUUACCCUACAUACAAAUUGGUGUAUUUUUGGUUGUAGUCAUGGUCACCAGUUGGUUCUAUGCCACCUUCUUUUUGAUGAGUCUGCUCAAGGUAGCAGGACCGCAGUACGGUUUCAUGCAGCUGGGUUGGCCUUCAUUACGCAAGCGUCGCACAGCAAAAGCUAACAAAUUUUAUGAACGUAAACCCAGUCGAAUAAUUGCUACUGAACAACUGCUAACACCCACCAGCUCAGCCAUUGUUGAAAUGGCCAAUUCGGAAACACAUGAACUGGAAUCCUUAAAUUCCAGCAAUCAGAUUAAAACAAUUUCAGGCACAGAAAGUGGGCAUGCGCCGCUUUCGGUGCCUGUGGACUUCGAACACUCAUUUCAAACGCCGCACUAGUGCAAAGUAUCAGAAGGAAUCAUUAAUUUUCAAGAUAUUUUUCUUGAUGCCUUCGCCAAGUAG